Molecule: messenger RNA, 2362 nt
Organism: Odocoileus virginianus texanus
Lineage: Eukaryota; Metazoa; Chordata; Mammalia; Artiodactyla; Cervidae
Source: RefSeq, a predicted model, not a curated record
UUUAUAAACCCCAUCUUUUAUGCUUUUUGUGUGUGGUUUGCAGACUCUCAGAAACUAACCAUUUGCUGACACCUCAGAGUGAUAUGGAUUCUGGUAGCUCUGAAGAAUUCUAUCAGGCUGUGCACCAUGCUGAGCAAACAUUCAGAAAAAUGGAAAGUUAUUUGAAGCAACAGCAACUCUGUGAUGUUAUCCUGAUUGUUGGGAACCGAAAAAUACCUGCACAUAGGCUUGUUCUGAGCUCAGUCUCUGACUAUUUUGCUGCCAUGUUUACAAGUGAUGUUUGUGAAGCCAAGCAAGAGGAGAUCAAGAUGGAAGGCAUAGACCCCAAUGCCCUGUGGGACCUUGUCCAGUUUGCAUAUACAGGUUGCUUGGAAUUAAAGGAAGAAACCAUUGAAAACCUUCUUGCAGCUGCUUGCCUUCUUCAGCUUCCUCAAGUAGUGGAAGUGUGUUGCCAUUUCCUCAUGAAGCUCUUGCAUCCAUCAAACUGUUUAGGAAUCCGAGCAUUUGCAGAUGCUCAAGGAUGCAUUGAAUUAAUGAAGGUGGCCCACAGCUACACGAUGGAAAACAUAAUGGAAGUUAUAAGAAAUCAAGAGUUUCUACUGCUUCCAGCUGAGGAGCUCCAUAAACUCCUGGCCAGUGAUGAUGUCAAUGUUCCUGAUGAAGAAACCAUCUUCCAUGCAUUAAUGAUGUGGGUCAAAUAUGACAUGCAGAGGAGAUGCAAUGACUUGAGUAUGCUUCUGGCCUUCAUAAGACUGCCGCUACUUCCACCUCAGAUAUUGGCAGACCUAGAAAACCAUGCAUUAUUUAAGAAUGAUCUGGAAUGUCAAAAGCUGAUUCUAGAAGCAAUGAAGUACCAUCUGUUGCCAGAAAGAAGAACUUUAAUGCAAAGUCCAAGAACUAAACCUAGAAAGUCUACAGUUGGAACUCUGUAUGCUGUGGGAGGCAUGGAUAACAACAAAGGAGCUACAACCAUAGAAAAAUAUGAUCUCAGAACAAAUUUGUGGAUCCAGGCAGGGAUGAUGAAUGGCAGGAGAUUGCAGUUUGGUGUGGCUGUUAUUGAUGACAAACUCUUUGUAAUUGGAGGUCGAGAUGGCUUGAAGACAUUGAACACUGUUGAAUGUUACAACCCCAAAACCAAGACUUGGACUGUUUUACCACCAAUGUCAACACAUAGACAUGGUCUAGGUGUGACGGUACUGGAAGGCCCUAUCUAUGCUGUGGGAGGCCAUGAUGGCUGGAGUUAUUUGAACACAGUGGAGAGGUGGGAUCCUCAGAGUCAGCAGUGGACAUUUGUAGCUAGCAUGUCAAUUGCCCGAAGCACAGUUGGUGUGGCAGCAUUGAAUGGCAAGUUGUAUUCAGUUGGUGGUCGUGAUGGAAGCUCCUGUUUGAGUUCAAUGGAAUAUUAUGAUCCUCACACAAAUAAGUGGAAUAUGUGCGCUCCAAUGUGUAAGCGGAGAGGGGGUGUUGGAGUGGCCACAUGUGAUGGUUUCCUUUAUGCAGUAGGAGGUCAUGAUGCUCCUGCUUCAAACCACUGUUCUCGGCUACUAGACUAUGUAGAAAGGUAUGAUCCCAAAACAGACACAUGGACUAUGGUGGCUCCUUUGAGUAUGCCCAGAGAUGCUGUUGGAGUCUGUCUUCUUGGUGACAGAUUAUAUGCUGUUGGUGGCUAUGAUGGCCAGACAUACCUCAACACUAUGGAAUCCUACGAUCCACAAACUAAUGAAUGGACCCAGAUGGCUUCCUUGAAUAUUGGGAGAGCCGGUGCCUGUGUAGUGGUCAUCAAGCAACCUUGACUUAUAUUUUUGGAGAGAUUCUAUCUGCUGGAGUGGUUAUUUUUGUAUCAGAGGGCAAGAAUGAGAACUUCUGGAGAUGCAAAUUCUUCAAGAAAAAAGAUUUUGGUAGAUUUACCUACUGAGAUCAAAAGAGGUAGAAGAUGAAACAGAAUUAUGGGAAACAAGAGGACAUCAAACUGCUGUGGGAACACUAUCUGGUCGUAUGUUAGUUCAGGAAUGGUUAUUGGUAAUUUGUUUUGUUUUGUAGCAUACAAUAACUAGAGUUACCAAAGGCUCGUUUUUCUUGGGCAAUUCAAAGGAGGGAUAAAGAUUUGUGACAUGGAUAAUUUCAUGACUAAAGCUUAUUCAGUGUUCUAUCAUCUGUGACGAUAUUCCAGAGGAUUUCAAGAGUAGAAGACAUGAUAUUUCAUGUGACAGAAUCUGAUUGAUUCUGCCCUAAUUUCCUAAUCAGAUGUGGUCAUACCAGGAGGUGGAAUGAUACUUUAUUAAACAAACAUGCUUUUUCCAAAUUUUCCUAAACUUUGAGGACAAUUAGAGAAACAGAUUCAUGCUUGCCUCUUGCACUCAGA